This is a messenger RNA of Mesorhabditis belari, 384 nucleotides long. Lineage: Eukaryota; Metazoa; Nematoda; Chromadorea; Rhabditida; Rhabditidae. The record is from the annotation of a GenBank genome assembly.
AUGCGAUUAUUUUUGCCAUAUACCUUCCUUCACGCCUUCACCUUUCUCGCGUACACAUUCCUCUUUUUGGCGUAUCGAACAUAUCUAAAUCCGCCCGAGCCAACAUACUCGGCGGCCGGGGGAUUCAUUUUUUGUCAAAUGUAUUUCACUGCGAUUUCUCCGUGGAUAAUCUAUUGGAUUAUUGUGAUAAGCGAGGAAAAUCGAAUGGUUCGCACGAAGCGUUUGAUGCAGGAAGAGAAACAGGCAAAUGAUCUCUAUUUCAACAGCUAUCGAUCACAAUGGAAAUGCGAGAGUCGAAAAUCCCAUUCAAACAAUUUCUUCAUUGCUUAUUUUAUGAAAAUCAGCGAGAAAGUCGUAUUCACGUCACGGGUCGCACCCAUCGGA